GCAUCUGUAUUGGGUGUCGGUCUGAUGGACACCAAUGAGAUGCUUCGAAAUAAGGGAGUUGGUUGGGUUAAGGUGAGAGAUCAGUUGACCCUUCCGUGCGCCACAGACUACAAGAAGAUGAAGGGCUACUUGAUGUUUCUGCUUGAGUCUGUUUUGUUUGUAGACAAAACAACGUCUAACAUAAAGCCGUGGUGGAUCCAUUUUACCAACGAUCUCGAUAAUGUCGGCAAGUAUUCGUGGGCUUCGGCAUGCUUAGCAAACAUGUACUGCCAAUUGGGUAUUGCCACCCGCGCUGGGAUGAACAGUCUCUGUGGAUGUGUUAUUCUCCUUCUGUGCUGGAUCUUUGAGCAUUUCCCCUGCUUUCGACCACCUCUUUCCCGUUCAUAUGCCGAGUUUGAGCCUCGAUGCAGAAGGUGGGCCCAUGGUGGAGGCAAUAAAACCACGCUGCAGGAAUACCGGAAAAUACUCGACGCCAUGACCGAAAGAGAUGUGAGUAAUAAUUUUUCUAAUUAUGUCUAUAGUAGAGUUACGGAUUUUUCUAAUUAGUUUAAAAUAUGCUUAGGUUUGUUGGAC
Erythranthe guttata (spotted monkey flower) is the source of this 573-nucleotide messenger RNA. The record is from RefSeq and is a predicted model, not a curated record. NCBI's taxonomy places the organism in Eukaryota, Viridiplantae, Streptophyta, Magnoliopsida, Lamiales, Phrymaceae.